GUCAAAAAAUCAAAUUUGAUACCAGCAGAUCAAUAUUAUCGUUGUCAAAACAUGCAGACGUUCUUCUCAGAGCCAAAAACUUUGCGGGAAGCUGUCAAGUCUUUGGUUUAUUUCAACUGGUUCGUGGGAAUUGGCAUUUUUCGAAAACCGAACCACAGUGCCUUCGUGCAUUUUGCUAUGCAAUUGCACGUUGUGAUUGUUAAUACGAUAAGGUUAACUAUCACUUACAUAGGUAUGACUGACGCACUACAAAAGCUAGAUUACGGAAGCAUAUCCCUAAUGUCUAUCAUCAUGUAUAAGACACUUAUGUGUAUAAAUUCCUGCGUCGUAGUGAUUACACCAUUGUUAGUAUGGAUCCGAAGAAAGUCGUGUAGCCGAUGUUUUCAAGAGAUGGCAGCCUUAGACGAUGUGUUUCAAUCAAUUCUGGGAAUCGAAAACAAUUAUAAAAAACUGCACACACGCAUAAAUGUCCAAUCGAUCAUCGUCCUCUUGAUCGUGUUCAUAGUGACCAUUUCCGACCAGGCCAUGAACCCAGACAGGUUUCAAGGGCCGUUGAGGAUAUGGGAUCUCUGCAUUUUCGUGGCUGUACAUCAACCAUUACUCGUUAUAAUUUUACUGGACCUCAUCUUCUAUGUAUCCAUAGAGUGUGUCAGAGAAAAAUUUCGAAGCUUGAACGAUAGUCUACUGAAAUUGGCCAGACAAACUGCCACCUUCGACUCCAAUGAAAGCCUGUCUAUAACUGUUCGAGUUGAUGUUAAUAAAACACCAAGCAGUGGAAGGGAAAGAAAACCAAGUCAGAGCAUGGCGACCAACCAGUAUAUCUUUUUACGGAAAAUCCGAAAAUCUCACUGGGAACUCUGCAAACUUGCAAAGAAGAUAAACGAUACCUUCGGAUUACAAAAUUUGAUGUUUAUGGGAAUAUCUUUCGUCAUGAUUACGGGAUUAUUGUACACCAUUUAUUGUGCUUACGCACGGCAAAAUUCAACACGGUACCAAACUUUUGAAAUAACUACGUCCACGUUGUGGGUGGUCGUUUUUGCGUCACAUAUUUGGAUGAUUUGUCACUUAUGCUGGAGUACCAGCAAUGAGACUCAACGGACUGGGGAAAUUCUUUGUGAAUUUUCAACAGCAAAAAUGAAUGACGCUGAACUAAGCAACGAGGUCGAAAAAUUUGCAGUACAGACGUCUCAGAAUCCCGUGAAAUUUAAUGCCUGCGGUUUCUUCUACAUGGAUUACACGUUUGUUCAAAACGUAAUUGGGUCCAUAACGACAUAUCUUGUAAUCCUUAUCCAGAUUGGUAACUGAUCGGUAAAAGCACUGGAAGAUCCCCGACUGAGUGAUACUUGCGAUAAGCUACGCGUAUUGAACAUUAGUCAAUCGGCAAAUGAGAUUUGCAGUUAGACAGAAUAUAAAAAUUCGUUAUAGG
Diprion similis is the source of this 1426-nucleotide messenger RNA. RefSeq lists its product as uncharacterized. NCBI's taxonomy places the organism in Eukaryota, Metazoa, Arthropoda, Insecta, Hymenoptera, Diprionidae. Gene Ontology annotation, biological process: sensory perception of taste. Gene Ontology annotation, cellular component: axon; dendrite; neuronal cell body. The coding region runs from base 52 to 1305 and encodes 417 amino acids. The transcript has 8 exons. The record is from RefSeq and is a predicted model, not a curated record.